Molecule: messenger RNA, 246 nt
Organism: Blastomyces gilchristii SLH14081
Lineage: Eukaryota; Fungi; Ascomycota; Eurotiomycetes; Onygenales; Ajellomycetaceae
Exons: 1
Coding region: 1-246 (81 amino acids)
Source: RefSeq, a predicted model, not a curated record
AUGAUUCAGAAUAUUGAGGAGACAGCUCUGCUCUCUGAGCAUGUCAAUCUGCUUACUGCUGAGAUGGAACCCAAGGCAGCAGAUCAGGAAAUGCAGGAUUUUGAGGUGCAGAUUGACCUGGCUGAGAGGGAGCAGCAGAAACCCUUCUCUGAGAAGGCAGUGAAGAGAGAUUUUGAGGUGAUUAUCACCUCAGAGAAGGAGGAGAAGAAGAAGAAGAAGAAGAAGAAGAAGAAGAAUGAGAAGUGA